UAUUAUUAUUAUCGUUGCCCUGUAGGUAGAAUACGUAGAUAAAUUUGCGUAUAGCGUGAAACAGCUAAAUCAGACUACGUGAGCGAUUAUUCAAAAGCCGAUAUUAGCAACUUUAAUUACUAAGAUAUCAAUUAAAAUAUUAUUUCAAUUGUCUUCUGAAGCAACUAAAGAUGUCUGACUGGGAUACUGUACCGAUAACCCUGAGAAAGCGAGUCCCCAAAGGUUCAGCAAUGAAAUCCGAAAAGGCCGUUAACACCGCUCGUCGCCAAGGUGUCCCCGUCGACACUCAAGUUAAAUGGGGAGGUGGAUCAAAUAAGCAGCAUGUCAACACAAAAAACACUGCUAAAUUAGACCGCGAGACAGAAGAACUUAAACACGAGACUGUUCCUUUGGAUUUGGGAAAAUUGAUUCAACAAGGAAGACAAAAUAAAGGAAUGUCACAAAAAGAUCUUGCUACGAAAGUUAAUGAAAAAGCACAAGUUAUCAACGACUACGAAGCAGGCCGUGGAAUACCAAACCAAAUGGUAAUUGGAAAAAUAGAAAAAGUACUUGGCAUGAAACUUCGUGGCAAAGACCGUGGAACACCACUUGCAAUCAUCGACCCCAAGAAAUGAGGCUCGGCAGGCCAUUAUUAAAAAAUCAUUGAAUUAACAAAUGGUUCUAAAAAAAUGAAAAAAAAAUGAAAAAAAAAAAAACAAUUUUUAAAAGAAUUGAAAAAAUAAAUCUCAAAGGUAAAAAAAUAAA
Messenger RNA from Cotesia glomerata, 744 nucleotides. RefSeq names its product endothelial differentiation-related factor 1 homolog (gene mbf1). Gene Ontology annotation, cellular component: nucleus. Gene Ontology annotation, molecular function: DNA binding. The record is from RefSeq and is a predicted model, not a curated record. The transcript has 4 exons. The coding region runs from base 171 to 614 and encodes 147 amino acids. Lineage: Eukaryota; Metazoa; Arthropoda; Insecta; Hymenoptera; Braconidae.